Molecule: messenger RNA, 5669 nt
Organism: Spodoptera littoralis (African cotton leafworm)
Lineage: Eukaryota; Metazoa; Arthropoda; Insecta; Lepidoptera; Noctuidae
Source: the annotation of a GenBank genome assembly
CAACAUUAAUCAUGGACGUCGUUGCUUGAGGUAUCGGCGUUUUGUUGAAAAAUAUAGCAAAAAUGUGUAAUUAAUUUGUAAAUCGAGUGUUUUUUAACGUUGUUGUAUAACAGAAAAUGGUAACGAUUGUUGACGAUUUAGAUUCUUUAACUUUGCAAGAGCCAAUUUUCAAGGAUGUCAAAUAUUAUGUUUCUGGCGAUGUCUCGGAAAGGAUUAUGCUGUUACUUCAGUCCGGUGGAGCGGAGAGUACAAAAUAUUUCUCAGACUAUGUCACACAUCUAAUUUGUGGGCAAAAUGCUGAGGACACCGACGUCGAUGAAGCCCAGGACAUUUACCAGAUCCCUGCAGUGACGGAGCACUGGGUCCUAGCGUGCGCGCGCCUCAAGAAGUUGGCCGACCCGAAGCCCUACAAUCCUCAUAAGAAUAAGAUAUUUAAUAACAUUGUAUGUUGUAUAUCUAAAGUGAGUGUUGCUGACGCUAAAACCUUGUUCGCUGUUAUCACAUAUCAUGGUGGAAAAGUAAAGUUGAACUUGGACUCUCAGUGUACUCACCUGAUUUGUGGAUCUGCUGCGGGAAAGAGAUACAGUGCCGCGCUCACACUCCCUCCCUCAAGGAUAAAGAUUGUGACUCCUGACUGGGUGCUAGAGAGUAUUAGGGCUAGAAUACAAGCGGUGACUGAUAUAUUUCACCCAAAACUGUUAGUUGUCCCUCAGCCUCCCCCGAAAGCGAUGGACCGUAUUAGUGCAAUCACAGGGUUCGAUUUUGAGGAAGGUAUUGCUAAAAACGAGGUGCCCACACAAAAUAUGGCAGAGAACAAGGAUGAUAGUACCCAGGCUUUGUUGGACAAACUGAAACAAAGGAUGCCUUGGAACCAUCCCCCAGCCAGCUCUAGUGUGUCAGUGGCUUCUAGUACACCUAUCAGUUCGAUGGGUUAUACUUCAACUUCCAUGUCCACACCUGGUAUUAUGAGCAAAUCCAUACCGCAAGGCAUAGUGACACAAAAUUUACAAAUACAGGGCAGUCAGCCGAACUCGCCACUACUACAGAAGUUUGGACAACAGAACACAAUAGUGUCGCAAGCAGGAAUGAUGCAGAGUCAACAAAUGAGUAUGCAGCAACAACAACAGCAGCAACAACAACAACAACAACAGCAGCAACAGCAACAACAACAACAACAGUCAUACCAGGGGCAACAGCAACAACAACAACCACAUGGCCUGACAGCAAUACAGAUACAGCAACAGAAAAUGUUGCAACAGCACCAGCUGAAGAUGCAAAUGUUGCAGCAGAACAAACUCAACAACCAGCAGGGCCAGCAAGGGUUCCAGCCCAAUGUCUCGGUGUCCCAAAUGUCUCAGAACCUUCAGGGUCAAUUACAGCAACACAUACAGGGUAACCAACACCAUUUGCAACAGAACAUAAACCAGCCUCCAACAACAAUGAGCUCAGCUCAGCAGCAUAUUGAGAAUAUUAGCCAGAUGUUGAGUCAGAGUGCUAAUAACCUGCAGCAACAGCAGAACAUGGCCAUGAAACAAAGCCUGAGCCUCAGCCAGCAGAGUGCUUCGCAAGCUGUCCAGAAUAUUGCCCAACAACUUGCACAAUCCACUCAGAAUCUUCAAAAUGCAAAGAUGAAUCAAAAUCUUUCACAAGGACAGCUGAUUAACCAGCAACUGAUAUCAUCCGGGCAACAGAUGUCACAGCAAAACCAAGGAUUAAUUCAGCAACAAAAUGUACAGACUAUAAAUAAUCAACAACAGAAUAUUAAUAUGGGUGUCCAGGGCCUAGUGACGUCAUCACAGGGUCAGACAGGACAGGGUGUGCAACUCAACCAGUUGGUGAACUCCAACCAACAAACAGUACUGAGCCAGCAGAUACAAUCUGUGCAGCAAACUAUACAGACUCAACAGAAUGCUAAUGUACCUGUGCAGGGUGCUUGGAGACAACAGAACUUACAAAUGGUGCAGAAUGUACAAGGCCAGCACCAAAUUAUAAGGAACCCAUUAGUUCAGUCUCGGACACCGCAGAACCAAGUUAUUCUGCAACAGCAAAUCAUGCAGACUCAACAGCAGGCCUUAAUAAAUAACCAACAACCUCAAUUGAGUCCACAGCAUACUAUACAACAAAAUCCUCAGCAAAUUCUCCAACAAUCUAUAGGAGGUCAAGGUCAACAGUUAAACCAGACACAUCACCAGAUCCUGUUCCAAAAGCAGCAACUUCUAAGCAGUUCUGGUCAGCAGCAGAUAGUGCAAGCUCCUCAACAAGUGCUGAUAAACCAGCACACAGGACAGCAACAGAUUCUAGUACAUGGAAACCAGCAGGUCACAUUGCAAGGAGGUCAGCAAAUUGUGUCACAAAGCCAGAUUGUUCACCAAGGAGGUCAGAUUGUGAACCAGGGUGGACAACAGAUUAUAACACAGGGUACGCAGCAGGUUUUGACGCAAGGAGGACAGCAUGUGAUUACCCAGCAGGGACAACAGCAACAUGUGGUGAUUGCGCAGUCGUCGCAGCAAAUCGUGACACAGUCUGGUCAGCAGAUACUUGGUCAAGCAGUGGGGCAGACUCAGCAGGUGUUGACACAGAUGCCGCAGUCUCCUCAGGCGGGUGGUGGGGGAAGUAUACAGCAGAUUAUCACGCACGGCGGGGCGCAGCAGAUAGUGUCGCCGGGCGGGCAGCAGAUAGUGCAGGGGGGGCAGAACGUGUCGUGGCAACAACAACAGUACUUGCAGCAGAGGCAGCAGAUAGCACAGCCUGGUACUGUGGGACCUAGGGUAUCAUGGACGGCGGGCGGCGGUGGGCGUCAACUGAUCCACCUGGACGCUCAGACUCACGCCCAGCUGCAACAGAUGAAGCCGCAGGAGCGCGCCGUGUUUGUCGCGCAGCUACAGAAGCGGCGCCAGCUGUCGCUGCAGCGACAGGCCGCCAUAGCUCAGCAACAGCAGCCAGGCGUAGUGGCGGGUUCCCCCGGCGCCCCGGCCCCGGCGGGCGCGCAGAGCGUCACUUUCAUACGCAGCCAGAUCACACCGGGACUCGCUCAGCAACAAGUGCCGGUACAAUGGCUCCAGCAGCAGGGCGCCCGGGCCACCAUACCAACCGCUGCGCCUGCGCCGCCGCCGCAAUCUCCCGUUGGCUCAGCUGGUGUAGGUAGUCCGGUAGCAACGCCUGGCGCUGGGGCGGGGGCCGGAGUGGAGACACAGCUCCAGCAGCUCCAGCUGCAGCGCCAGCAGCACUACCAGCGGCUGCAGCAGCUGCAGGCGCAGCGGGACCAUGUCGCACACCAUGCCGCCGUCAAACAGGUAUCUCCAGGUGUUACUCAACACGUAGUAGCUGGCGCCCCCUUGGCGGACCAACCAGUAGACGCAGCACUAUUAACUCCCACCACUCCAGACCAACAACCAGGGAAUGCUCUCCUAGUUAAUCCGAAGACCAAGACAGCCCUGGCUAACAUGCUGAGUAUAAGGCUGCAAGGUGGCCCCGCUAGUGACCAUGAGCCUUCCGCAGCCGGCACGCUGCGCCUGCUGACGGCGGCGCAGGCCCGGCCCGCGCCCGCCGCGCCGCGCCUUCUGCUGCACCACGCCGCGCACCCCCACCACAAGGUAUACGCUCCCCCCGCCCGGCCCCCGCCUGCGCGUGCGCAAUUCUACGGACACAACCCCAACCUCAAACUACCGCCGGACCUGUUCUUACUAGGCUGUGUCUUCCAUAUUGUGGAGUACCAACAGUCGUGGGGCGCCGACCGCGUGGCCCGCUGGGGCGAGGCCAUCCAACGCCGCGGCGGGGAACUCGAGCCCGUCUACUGCGCACGGGUCACUCACGUACUCUGUGAGACACAGAAACAUGGAGUCGUUAUGCAGACGAUCUCCGGCCACCGUAAGCACGGGCCUGCGGACGGCGAGCAUGGGUGGCUCGCCGCCCGUCUAGAACCAGACCCGAGCGCUCUCCGCGACGCCAAGCGCUGCGUGACGGCGUACUGGCUGUCGGACGCCAUGUUGCGGCGCGGCGUGGUGCCGCCGUGGUUAGCGUUACACCUGCCGUCCAUGUACGCGGCACGCGACCGCCCCGCCAGGCACCAUCGCGCCGCCAUCUCUGGCUGGAGACACGAGGAGAGGGAUCGUGUCACGUUCUGUAUUGAACAUAUUGGGGCCAAGCUAACUCCAUACAUGACUCGAGACAAUACGGUACUGAUCUGCAAGCGUGCGGAGGGCAACAAGUACAGGCGAGCGAGGGAGUGGGGGAUACCGGUAGUUACUGCCGCCUGGCUUACUGAUCUACUACUCGGGAACAUGAGCGCGCUCUCACAGAUCGAGAACGCAAAGUACCAGCAGUUCAAUCUGACCAGCCCAUUCCGUAUGGAUUACAGCUUAGUGUCGCAUUUGAUGAAUGCUUGGAAAAUGCCAAUAAACAUAACGCAAGAAUCCCACGAGCGAGCGAAGCGGUCUGCAGCGGCGGCCUGCGUGGCGGCCGGAGGACGGAGGGCGAAGCGCCCUCGUCUCUCCUCCCCGCCACCCGCGCCGCCCACUCCCAGCGGGGCUCCGCCACAGCCCCCGCCCUUGCACUUGGCUCCAAGAGUCGCCUUCUCAGCACUAACGCCUAAUAUGCAACAUAAAUUAGCUGCUAUUGUCAGACAACUGGGCGGCCUCGUGGUGUCUUCUGCAGCGGAGGCCACACACCUCGUGAUGGAGAAGUUAGUGAGAACGUGCAAACUGAUCAGUAGCCUCGUCACUGUCAAACACUUACUCACGCCGGAGUGGAUCCUAGAGAGUCAGAGACUGAACAAGUUCGCAGACGAAGCGAAACACGGCCUUAGAGACGAGGCCUUCAACAAAAUGUUCAAGUGUGAUGUAUCAGAAGUAUUACUCUGCGGGGAAAUGAGGAAGAAACUCUUCGAAGGCGUCACCUUCUUCCUUACACCUUGCGUCAAACCGUCCCGCGGUGCUCUCACAGAAAUGAUAGAACUUUGCGGCGGGAAAGUCGAGAAAAAUCGCCGGUCAUACGUCUCCAUACAAGAAAUGCAUAAUCAGAAGAAAUACAGCUACUUAGUCCUUACAGUACCCAACGACCUACAUCUAGUUUACUAUCUCCUUCAAUCUGAAAAAACUCUAAACGUUGUCUGCAGUACUGAAGUAGUGCUAUCCGCCAUUAUGAGGCAGAAGUUAGAAGUUGAAGAGUUUCUCGUCAAAAUAGACUAAUGUUCCUCCUUUCAUCUAUCAGAUACAUUAUCAUAGUUAGGUAUUACAAAUUUUGUCGUUUUACAAUUUUAUAUGAACUAUUGACAAUAUUUGAAUAAAGUUUAUAUGAUACAGAGUUCCAUAAAUAUACGUUACGACUAUAGAUAAAUAUUCUCUAUUUCUGAUCUAUUAUUAUUUUGACUUUCGUCUUUAUCGAAACAUGAUGUUUUUAUGAACGAAUAAAGUCCUUAUUAUGUUUCUCUUUUAUUUUGGAAUCUCUGUAUUUUUUAUAAUUCGUUCUUGUUAAAAGUUUCAUUUUAAGUUCAAUUUAUAUACUUUGUUAAAGAAAUUUAAAAGAAUGCAUGUUGCGUUGUUUAAAUGUAAGCAGAAGUUUUCGAAAUAUUUUUGUCAGUUGUAAAUAGAUGCUUUAAAGGUCUGGACCAUGAUGUGUAUAAAUUAAAAAAGAGAACUUGAGAAGUUAUAUUAAACUAUGUUUUUAAUUAA